CAAGGAGGAUGUAUAGCUGAUAUAGGAUCUUGUGAAACAGGAUUUGAUUCUGCAAGCGGUUCGGUACGAACGAAGAAAUUUCAAACAAAAGGAUCGGAACUCGCUGAUAGGAAAGGAGAGAAAAACAAAGCAAUGCCAAGAGUUCUGUCAAUCCGCUGUUCAUCGAUAGACGAAGCUCUCUCUUUAUCAUCUCAUGCCAGAUGCAACAAAGGAUGAGUCCUUUUUACUUCUCGCGAACCACGGGAGCGCCAGGAGCCCAAAGGAGCAAAGCUCAUUUGACUUUCAGGGUAAAGCGGCGCAUAAAAAAGGGCUGGCCCGUCAAAAGUCUGGUUCCUCCGCCAACGAAGUUCAGAAUCAACAAGGGUUCGGAGAACGAAGGGAGUGCACAACAGGGGCGCAGACCCACUUUUUUGGUCGUAACGAGGGAGAUCUCGAAUGGGGUUCUUCACGAAGUUCGAAAGAAAGGAAUAAAAAAGAGUUUCUCUAUGGCCUCCUCGUUUUGAGACAUUAUGGCUUUGGGGGCAACCCCGGUAACAAAGAAGGAAUCCAUAAACACUUGGGAUCCGACACCAUGAUAAAAUACUACCCUCAUGAUUAGACCAUGUCCCUGAGAUUUGAUAAAAGAAAGGUGCAUUCGCGGUUAAUACGUUGGAAUUGGAUAAGUUAUUAGGAAUUUGACGGAAUGAAAGACCAAAGAAAGAAAGAAGAAUACACCAAAAUGCAGGUGCUGCACCAAACGCUGGUGGUUCUUUCUUGUUGUAAGUGAAUCCAACGAAAAGACCGGGAAAUAACGAAUAAUGAAACAAUUCAUAUAUUGACAUUUCGUGCUCAUUUCUGCUUUCUUAUUCCCAUCAUCCGGUAACCACAAGAUGAUCCACAAGAAAGGUGGCAGGAUUCGAACCUAUGGCCGCGCCUCUUCGCCCGUAGGGUCUCAGGUCUUCGCCCCUGACCUGCUCGGUUGGGUGGCCGGGUUAGCACCCCUCCUCACCUCUGUACCCGAAACAGAUGCGCUGCGCUAACCAGCGCGUAACCUUCUUUACCCUACCCCUCUUGAGGUUAUGCCAUUACCAAUCGCGGGGAACCCCAGGGCCGGCUGCUGCCCCUGACCUAAUAAGAACCAUUAUCCUUAUGACCAAACAAGGACCAGCUUACUUACUUCUCGAGCGAGAGUUCCACGAUCCCGACCAGAAACUUGUUGGCAGUAGGGGCA
This is a messenger RNA of Cucurbita moschata (crookneck pumpkin), 1210 nucleotides long. RefSeq lists its product as uncharacterized. The transcript has a single exon. Lineage: Eukaryota; Viridiplantae; Streptophyta; Magnoliopsida; Cucurbitales; Cucurbitaceae. The record is from RefSeq and is a predicted model, not a curated record. The annotation marks the transcript as partial.